Messenger RNA from Paramuricea clavata, 313 nucleotides. Lineage: Eukaryota; Metazoa; Cnidaria; Anthozoa; Malacalcyonacea; Plexauridae. The record is from the annotation of a GenBank genome assembly.
AUGUUUGCCGAUGAUACAAAUAUUUCUACACAUGGCUCAUCAGCGGCAGAAAUUCAGGAACAACUAAACCAUGACUUAGACAACAUACACCAAUGGUUGCUGGCUAAUAAGCAUACUUUGAAUAAAGAAAAGACCGAAUAUAUGGUAAUUGGGUCUAGACAAAGAUUAUCUAAAGUAUUAAAUGAGCCGGAAAUCCACGUAGGCGAAACAACAAUUAAACGAGUAAGCUAUUCUAAAACUCUAGGCGUUGUUAUAGAUGAGAAUCUUACUUGGGAAAGGCAAAUCGAAAACAUACAGACUAAAAUCUCAAAAG